AUGAAUGAUGAAACUUUAGAGAAAAUAGAGUUAUCAAAGAAAGAAAUAAGAAGUGAUGCUGAGAAGGCACUUGAAGGCCAUGAAUAUUAUGAAUUAAAUGAGAUAGAACCUUUUAUUGAUAUCACAGUUAGAUCACUUAGUGAAAAUGGUGUUAAAAGUAGUUUAUUUAAAGAUUUAUAA
Molecule: messenger RNA, 180 nt
Organism: Hepatospora eriocheir
Lineage: Eukaryota; Fungi; Microsporidia; Hepatosporidae
Source: the annotation of a GenBank genome assembly